AUGUUGUCGCUCAGGAAGAUUCUCGUGUAUAGCAUCAUUUUCUCAUCCGCAACCAUCAUCGGCUAUGAUUCCGGAUACUUGAAUGGCGUGCUUGGGUCCGAAGACUUCAUCCGAAUCUACGGGGUCAAACAUGGCGUUACCGGAGAGCUGUACUUAACUCCAUAUACCCGGAGCAUGUUUUCUGCGCUGUUCGUUGUCGGAGCUCUUAUAGGAUGUCAAUUAGUAGCACCGCCUACUAGUCUGAUUGGCCGGCGAGGCAACUUGCUUGCAGCAUCUAUUACCUACGCUGUGGGUGUUGCCCUUCAGACCGCUGGACUUGCGCCCGCUGUGUUCAUCGUUGGCCGCUUUCUGCUCGGUAUUGCCCUCGUCCCUGCGUAUCUCAUGGAAUGCUCUACGCCGACGAAUCGAGGACAAUUGAUGGCAUUCUACACCCAAUUCCUCACCACAGGUAACUACACCGAAUCCCGAAGUUGGCGCAUCACGAUUGCAUUUCAGCUGGUGUUGGCACUGAUCGUUUUCGUCGGAGUCUUCUUCUGCCCAGAGUCGCCGCUACUCCUCGCCAAGAAGAGCCAGAAAUCCGAAACGCGCCGGGCUCUCGCCAUUCUCCGCAACGCAGACAUUAACUCACUAGAGGUCGACGAAGCCAUGGUCGAAGUCGAGAAUUACAUCGCAGACCAGAGCGCAAACGGAAGCGCCAAGUUCAUCGAGUGCUUCCGAGGAACCGACCUGAGAAGAACUCUCAUUGGCGUAGCUAUGUCAUUCUUCACCAUAUCCACUGGUAUCACCUUCUGGUUUGGCUACGGAACGACCUUCUUUGCGGCCGCGGCCGUGGACGACUCGUACCUGAUUUCUCUUGUUCUCGCCAUCAACAAUUGCGUCUUCAUGGCACCUUCCAUGUAUCUCAUUGAGCGUUUGGGAAGAAGGACAUCUUUGAUCAUUGGUGGAGUUCUUAUGGGACUCGCUCAGCUGCUCACUGGUGUCAUCCAUAGUGCCGCUCCGGAUAGCAAGGCCGACAAGAUGAUGCUUAUUGUUGGGGCGGUGUUCUUCAUCGCUUCGUAUGCACCAACGUGGGGCAUCGGGGGCUGGCUGCUGAUGGCAGAGCCCCUGUCCGACCGCGCGAGGAAUUACCAGUCUUCCAUCGUUUUGACUGCAUAUUGUAUCAUCACAUGGCUUGUUGGGUUUGUUACGCCGUACAUGAUUGACGAGACAGCCGGCAAUCUCGGGGUCAAAGUCUCUUAUAUCUGGUUCGGUAUGCCCUGA
Colletotrichum phormii is the source of this 1260-nucleotide messenger RNA. RefSeq names its product general substrate transporter. The coding region runs from base 1 to 1260 and encodes 419 amino acids. Lineage: Eukaryota; Fungi; Ascomycota; Sordariomycetes; Glomerellales; Glomerellaceae. The record is from RefSeq and is a predicted model, not a curated record. Gene Ontology annotation, biological process: transmembrane transport; carbohydrate transport. Gene Ontology annotation, cellular component: plasma membrane. The transcript is spliced from 7 exons. Gene Ontology annotation, molecular function: carbohydrate:proton symporter activity.